UCAUUCAUCACAAAACGAUUAAAAAUAAUCCUCAAAAAAUACAAAACAAAUACGAAACAAAAGUGCCUUCUUUUUCAAUUUAAUUAAACAAAAUAUAAAUAAAGUUUAUUAAUUAAUAAACUUUUAUAAAAAUGACAAAUAACAAAUCAGUAUUGUUACUUAUUUCUUUAUUUUCCAUCUUAAUCAUUCCAACAUUAGCAAUAAGAUGCUAUCAAUGUUCAUCGGAUCAAGAUGAAAAAGGCCACGACAGCUGCGGAGCUUACAAACAAUUUAACAAAACCGAACACAUUCCAAUUGAAUGCAACAGCGACGAAUCGCACAUGCCUGGAUCGUUUUGUAUGAAAGUCGUCCAACAAGGUCCAAGAGGAUUUAUUUGGGAUGGAAGAUGGCGUCAAGUAAUUCGACGUUGUGCCUCCGUCUCGGACACUGGAGUCACCGGAGUUUGCAAUUGGGGUGUCCACGAGAACGGCGACUAUUGGGAAGAGUGCUAUUGUGGUGGUGAUAGCUGCAAUGGUGCUACAACCAUGAGAAUUUCCAUGUCGGGAUUAGUUCUUGUCAUUGGAUACAUUUUAAUGAGAUAGAACUUUAAGAAGAAGUUCCGAGAAUGAAUCUCAUUCCGUUUUUUUAUUUUACUUAUUUUAAGAACAAUUUAUACAAACGAGAAUCAAUUGUAACAAGUGCCGUCCACACUUUUUUUUUAUUAGAUUUAAUUUUGAAUUUUUUUUGUAACCAAACAGAAAUAAAAACUGCUAAUUGGCUUAUUUUGGGUCAAAAGAUUAAA
Molecule: messenger RNA, 781 nt
Organism: Episyrphus balteatus (marmalade hoverfly)
Lineage: Eukaryota; Metazoa; Arthropoda; Insecta; Diptera; Syrphidae
Exons: 3
Coding region: 132-581 (149 amino acids)
Biological process (GO): positive regulation of voltage-gated potassium channel activity; sleep; regulation of synaptic transmission, cholinergic
Source: RefSeq, a predicted model, not a curated record